AUGUCAGUGCCAAAAGCGGUAACCCCGAGCUACACUCGGGCUUACCAUGCAGCGCUGCAUAGGGAGUACCUGCAGAGCUUACCUUGUCCUUCGCUCCCGCGAUGUGUCCCCUGCAGCAUCCCCGACCAUUUCCUCUGGCCGAUGCCAGCUUCUGUGUUCCGGUCCCUGUGAAGUCGGGACGUACGGGCGACGGCGGGAAAUUUGAAAAUUUUAAAAAAUGUCAUUUUUUUUCAAAACAAAUUUUUCAUAUGCUUUGUCCGGCGCCCUUCCUUGCAUUUUUUUCUGUUCUCCCU
Molecule: messenger RNA, 293 nt
Organism: Staurois parvus
Lineage: Eukaryota; Metazoa; Chordata; Amphibia; Anura; Ranidae
Source: the annotation of a GenBank genome assembly